Molecule: messenger RNA, 903 nt
Organism: Soboliphyme baturini
Lineage: Eukaryota; Metazoa; Nematoda; Enoplea; Dioctophymatida; Soboliphymatidae
Source: the annotation of a GenBank genome assembly
CUGCCGUUUUACAACUUUUGGACGUGUUUCUCAACCGCCAAAACUUACUAUUGGCUUGACAAACACGACAUCAGGCAGGCUCCAAACAGACGUGUGCUUCGCAUUAUGCAGAAGGAGAACGAAAAACUUCGUAAUCUUGCCCGGAAAGCUCGAAACGAUGAGAUUAGGGCUUUGGCAAAAUUCGUCCGCAAGAGAGAUAAGCGCGUGAUAGCUCACCGAAAGGCAGUUGAACUUAAACGAACAGAACAGCUAAAGAAAAUCGAGGAACAUCAGUUAAGGCAGCGUUUGAAGAAUCUGAAGUACGUCAAAAAAUAUUUUGCUCUUGUCGGUCUUGCUCAUCUUUCGAAUGAAGUUAGUGACGGGAUUAAAUCAGGUAUUUUGCAUUGUUUGAUUUGCCGGAAGAUUUUCAAGAACGUUGGCAGUUUCAAAUCUCAUAUCAAAUCAAAGAAGCACAACAGUCUUCUGUCGUCUCUUCGUUCAACUCUGCCUGAAGAAGAACUAGCUUUUUUGGAAGACGAGCUGCAAGAUUCCCUUCAGACCGCUCUUGUCAUGCCGUCUUCUGUCGCUGAUGUAGUCGUAAGCGCUGAAGAGACAUCCGUAAUGGAUGAUGAUCUGGCAGUCUCAACGACUGCACCUGGCAGUGACAGCUUAGAUGACACCAGUGCUUCUGUGAAACGUUCGAAGCCUCGACACAAGAACAGCGAACGAAGCCGUGGCAGCACAUCGCCGACUCCCAACAAGACUUCGCUUCAGUGUGAGACCUGCAAGGAAAUCUUUCCUUCAAGGAAUAGACUUUUCCUUCAUAUUAACAGCAGUAAUCACGCAACGAUCAGAAAUCAGCAGUUGCCGAAAGCAAGAGAAAAAUCAGGGACAAAAAAUAUUACGUGUUCCACGCUUUUUUAA